Molecule: messenger RNA, 1459 nt
Organism: Vespa velutina
Lineage: Eukaryota; Metazoa; Arthropoda; Insecta; Hymenoptera; Vespidae
Product: lipid storage droplets surface-binding protein 2-like
Exons: 4
Coding region: 167-1012 (281 amino acids)
Biological process (GO): lipid storage; positive regulation of triglyceride storage
Cellular component (GO): cytosol; lipid droplet
Source: RefSeq, a predicted model, not a curated record
CAUGCGCAAUACGUUGCUUUACGAGUUCGUGGAAGGUAACGCAUCAGACGCGUGUCAUCUGCCACAAAGGGAGGACGUAUUUUCGUUCGUUGUUCCUGUAAACUCAAGUAACCUUUGAAAUUCAAGAGGAAUUGUUAUCGAAUACAAAUUUUUCGUCGAAAUAAAAAUGGCUAUAGAAGCUCCACAGCUACCUCACUUCGAAGUUUUCCAUCGUGUUCUCGAGCUUCCGAUGAUUGAAAUGGCUUUAACAAAAUCGGUAGAAACUUAUACUAAGUUGAAAGGUUCACAUUGGUUGGUACAUUGGGCUCUAACAACAGCUGAAAGUUCUUUCGAGAGUGCUACCAGACAUGCUGUACCCAUUGCCACUCCCCUAGCUAAGAAACUCGAGAAUCCUAUUCAUUUUGUCGACCACACGCUCUGCCUCGGUCUCGACAAAAUCGAAGAAAGAGUACCAUUGGUGAAGGAGAAACCCGAGCAGAUUUUAGCGAAUGCCUACGGCCUAGCAGUAAAGAAAGUUCAACCAGCAGUUUCAACGAUUUAUCAUGUGAACGACGCAUUAAUAGGACAAGCUACAAAUCUGAGAGAUCUAAGCUGGAACAAAGCGAAUCAAAUUUUGGAAACUCAUUAUGGUACAGCAGCCGUGAAAAGAUUGGACAAUACCGCGAUAGUCAUGGACAAUUUGAUAGAUGCAUAUUUUCCUGCCAUUGAAGAAGAAGAUCAUACCGAUUCUACUAUGAAAACAGAGGAAGAGGACAAACUCCUUCAUAGUUUACAAACCGUCGGCCGUUUAUCCAAUAAAGCGGCUCGACGCGUCUAUAUAAAUAUCAUUCAUCGUACGAAAACUCUUAACAAGGAUAAUCUAAGAAGAUAUAUCGCUUUUCUCUUGGAAUUUUUACAACUUACACAAUACAUAAAUGCGAUCAAUGAAAAAGUUGUCGAGUUAACCAGUCCUCGUAAAGGCGAGAACGUCAACAAUCAAACGUCAAAUAACCAAAACUCGAAUUCAAAAUAAUUUCUAAUAAUUUACAUUAUUUUAUCUUUAUAAGCAUUUUCUUUUUUUAUCAUAAUUCAUUAUAUUUCGAUUAUAUAAUUAAUAUCAUUUAAUCAAACGUAUUUCUCUCAGUAAAGUAAAAAUAUUGUUCGUAAGAAAAAAAAAAAAGAAAAAAAAAAAAUAAAAAUAAAAAUAUAAAUAGAUUAAUAUAAAUCGUAUUCUUGAAAAACGAUCUUGAAAUUUCUAUUUAUAUCAUAUUGUCGUCUGCGUUUCAAAUCCUUCUUCCGUAAUAUACUUCAAAUUUUUAAUUCAAAGUUCAUAUUUGUUUAUCUAUUCCAUAUGUGAUAUUAAAAGAAGAAUAAUAGCUUACAAAUCUAUAUAUGUAAUUCAUAAACAGAGAUAACUCGAAGAGCAUUUCAACCUUUGAAUAUUAUAUUCGAAUGACAACAUUAAAGUCUAUCAAGCUUC